Mangifera indica (mango) is the source of this 1637-nucleotide messenger RNA. RefSeq names its product putative pentatricopeptide repeat-containing protein At1g53330. The record is from RefSeq and is a predicted model, not a curated record. Bases 130 to 1557 code for a protein of 475 amino acids. The transcript has a single exon. NCBI's taxonomy places the organism in Eukaryota, Viridiplantae, Streptophyta, Magnoliopsida, Sapindales, Anacardiaceae. Gene Ontology annotation, molecular function: protein binding.
AGAAGAAUAGUGUAAUGCCUAUAUAUUGUAAAAUCUCAUAUUUACCCUCAAUUUGAGGUUUAGUGUAUACCAGUUUGAAGUUUAACGUUGCCUAAACUGGUAGAACCCCAAACAGGAGAAAACGACAACAUGACCAGCCCAAAACUCAUAUCUUCCUUCAGGCUCUCCUCCCUCCUCCGUCUGCAGAAAGACCCCAAACUCGCCCUCCAACUCUUUCAAAAUCCCAACCCCAGCGCCAAUCAAACUCCUCAAGCCAAACCCUUUCGCUACAGUAAUCUAAACUAUGACCUUAUCAUUACCAAGCUCUGUCGAGCGAAGAUGUUCGACGAAAUGCGUCAAAUACUUCACCAACUAAAGCACGACACCCGUAUCACCCCCGAAGAGAUUAUCUUCUGCAAUGUCAUUGGUUUUUACGGACGUGCGCGUUUGUGCGAGCAGGCGCUUCAGGUGUUCGACGAAAUGCCGAAUUUUCGGGUGCAGAGAACGGUGAAAUCUUUUAACUCACUGUUGAGUGCGAUGUUAAAGUGCGGGAGACUUGAUAAGAUAAGGGAAAUUUUUGCACGUGUGGAGGAAGAUGGGAGCGCGGAUUCUUGUAGUUAUAAUGUACUGAUUCAUGGUUGUGUUGUGAGUGGGAAAUUGAAGGAAGCUUGGAGUGUGUUUGGUGCGAUGCUAAGGAGGGGUUUUAAGGCUGAUGAGGUGACUUUUGGGACGCUGAUUUAUGGGCUUUGUUUGGAAUUGAGGUUAAAAGAAGCAUCGAAGUUGAAGGAGGAUAUGGUGAGAGUGUAUAAAGUGAGGCCUAACGGGAAUAUCUAUGCAUCAUUGAUAAAAGGAUAUUGUGUUGUUGGUGAGUUGAGUUUAGCUUUUAGGUUGAAAAGAGAAAUGGUGAAAAAUGAAAUGGAGGUGGAUGCAGCGGUUUAUUCUACUUUGAUUAGCGCCCUUUUUAAGGCAGGGAGGAAGGCAGAUGCUAUUGGGGUCUUUGAAGAAAUGAAGGGCAAUGGCUGCAAAAUCAACACUGUUGCUUAUAAUGCGAUGAUUAAUGGGUUUUGCAGAGAAAAGGAUUUUGAAGCGGCCUUUGAAGUUCUGAAUGAGAUGGGCAAAAGUGGAUGUAAGGCUGAUGUUGUUAGUUAUAAUGUGAUACUUGGCGAAUUGUGUAAGCAGGGCAAAUGGAGUGCGGCUAAUGAUCUGCUUGAAGACAUGCCUAGACGAGGCUGUGCUCCUGAUGUGGUCUCCUAUAGGAUAAUUUUUGAUGGGCUGUGUGAUGGGUUGCAAUUCAAGGCUGCAGCGUUGAUUCUGGACGAGAUGGUUUUCAAAGGUCAUGCGCCUCGCAGCGCUAGUAUUCAUAAAUUUAUCAAUGGUUUGUGUCCCGUAGGGGAUGAGGAGUGUUUAUGGACAAUUUUGAAUACUCUGACUCGAGGAAAUAUUAUUGAUUCCGAAACCUGGAACUUGAUAGUUUCUACCGUAUGCAAGGAGGAUGAGCUUUCAAAUGCCUUAGAGCUUUUUGAAAUCUUGAUGAUGCCAAAAAUUAUGACUGUUAAUAAGAAAGUUGUUUCUUUUUAACUGAAAAACAUGAUUUUCCGUUGUGAUAUUGACCAAUGAUACUUUUUUUAUGAAGACAAAACUAGAUUUUGUUGGUAGCA